Messenger RNA from Symbiodinium sp. CCMP2592, 1428 nucleotides. The record is from the annotation of a GenBank genome assembly. Lineage: Eukaryota; Dinophyceae; Suessiales; Symbiodiniaceae.
AUGGGCCCUCCGCUUUGGGUGAGUGCGGACGCCGGGAAGGUCCUUCAGACACUUGGCCAAUGCUGUGCGGAAGCUAGCAGGCGUGAGCUGGUUGCUAAAACCGGUGAGACUGAAGAUGCUGAUGAGGCAUGGAAGCAGGCCUCACUUACAUUGUGGUCGUUGGCACUCAGUGACUAUAACACAACAAUCGAACCAAAAGAGGGUACAAUCCUGCCGGUCAUGACGUUGUCGCUUGAGUCGCGAUUGCAGAAAACCGCCGGCAGCACAAGCAGUAAUUGGGGAAGUGGCGGAGAGGAAGGUGCCAAGGCAACUUUGGACAAAGCACGCGAGUCCAAAGACUCUUCCAAAGAAGCUCAAGCACUUCUGAAUCUAGCGGCCUUGCAGGCUUCCGCUUGGGCCGCUUCUGGAGCAAAGUCUGCUUUGCGUCCUAUUGGUGACUUGCUACAGAAUUCCCUUGCAAUAUUCGAGAAGGAUAAGGACCACAGCGGCGAAGCUGUCGCCUGCAACAUGCUCGCGAACUUCUACAUCCUGCUGGGUCAAGCGAAAGAUGCUGUGAGGAUGGUUAAGCAGGGGCUCACCGCCACUCGCGCUUUGAGCAGCCGGCUGCAUGAAGUUCCCCUCCUCCAGACCCUGAUGGCAGCGAGCUUCUUGCGCAACGACGCGGACGAAGCGCUGCGCGCCAGCUGCGAGAUCGCCACAAUCUGCAGAGCUUCGAAGGCUUCGGCUGUGGCAUGUGCACUGGCGGAUGCUUGCACUGCGCAGGCACAUCUUGCCAAUGACGAACAAGGGCAAGCCCAACGACUUGCUGAGGCUGCACUCAAGGCAUGCAAGGAUGCCAAAGACGUCGAUGGCGAGAUUCUUGUGCUGGGUGCCUUGCAGGAGAUCGCCUUUGCUAUUGGCAAGCCUGUAUCCGCACUGAAAGCUGCACAAGACUUGCUUGAGAAGGAGCGUAAACGUGGGAUCAAGGAAGCAAUUGCCAGAGCACAUCUCCUGGUCUCCGUAUCAGAUGCAACUGCAGCGUCAUCCAGCGAUCUGGCCAAGCAGGCCAAAGAACAGUACGCAUCGCUGAAGGGCUCUUUGGUUGGUGAGAGCCUGGCGCUGGUGUCUUUGGCCAGGGCCCUUUUCGCUCUCGGAAAGACCAAAGAGGCUGAAAGCGCUGCCAAGGAGGCAAUGGCCUCCUUUGCUUCGGAAGUCGGGCAAGGGUUUGCCAGCUGCCUCUUGGCCCUCGCACAGCUCCGCCUGGAGGAUGCUGUGGCAGCAGAGCGCCUGGCCCGAGAAGCCUUGGGACUCUUCCAGGAUGGACGCCACCGGGUCGGACAGGCAUUGGCAGAGCUGCUCGUCAGGAGCCCCGCUUUCAGCAGUAUUUGUCCUUGUGCUGACAGAUCGGCACAAUUCUCUUCUCCCAGACGGUUCUCGCAAACCCAUUGA